Molecule: messenger RNA, 2103 nt
Organism: Tinamus guttatus (white-throated tinamou)
Lineage: Eukaryota; Metazoa; Chordata; Aves; Tinamiformes; Tinamidae
Source: RefSeq, a predicted model, not a curated record
AUGCGCUCAGACCGGCACGCUCACGGGAGCAGGCUGAACGCCCAGGUCAGCGACUGUUCAGCCCCCCGCAAUACGCUGAUGCUGCUACAGUUCAUGCCGUGCCUCAGUAGUGAUGGUCUUGAGACCUGCCACAGAGCAUCCUCAUCCUUUGAGGUGGCGCCAGAUAGGUCUUUGCACAGCAGAUUAGAGCUGCAUAUCAGCGCUGUCAGCUUCAAUGUGACAGCUCAGUUCUCAUGCGUUGAUUCUAAAAACGGUGCCACCAUUUCAGCUCCUACACCUGAUCUUGCGGGCUAUCAAUCCCAGGCCAGCAAAGCACGUGGAAAUUUGAAGACUCGCAGCCGGGCACCGCAGCCACGCAGCCAACUUGCUCCUGCCCCCAGCCAGGCUCGCUGGCAGCUGCUGCCACCUCGCAGCCGGGAUAACUGGUUCCCUCGGGAAUCCUCUGCAGAAACAUAUCCUAUUGCCCUUCUGAACGAGGCAUCACAGCAGUCUUGGUUUACGGAUGAGAAAACUAAACCUGAGAACAGCAGAAUAUUUGCUCAAGUUGACUGUGAAACCCUUGAAGAACUUGCUUCUAUGAUCCCUGUGCUACCUAGUGGCCAUGAAGACACCUUACGAAGAAACCUGGUCAGAAUAUUGCAGUUUGCUUUGGCUAGCACUCUAAAAGAGCACAGCACAGGAUUUGGCAGAGCUGCUGCUGCAAAUGGUAUCAUCUGGAAGAUGUUUGAAAUGCAGCACAGGCCGCUGUGUUCCCUGGAACUCAAGCCUCAGAGCCAUUACAACCAUGGAUAUAGUGAAUCUCUUGGGCGGAAAAGCCACAUUGAUGACUACAGCACUUGGGACAUUGUCAAAGCCACACAGUAUGGAAUAUAUGAACGAUGUCGAGAGUUGGUAGAAGCAGGUUAUGAUGUACGGCAACCGGACAAAGAGAACGUAACGCUUCUCCAUUGGGCUGCCAUCAACAACAGGAUAGAUUUGGUGAAAUACUAUAUAUCAAAAGGUGCUAUUGUUGACCAGCUGGGAGGAGAUUUAAAUUCUACCCCACUUCACUGGGCAACAAGACAGGGUCACUUAUCCAUGGUUGUACAGCUGAUGAAAUAUGGGGCAGAUCCGUCGCUAAUUGAUGGAGAAGGAUGUAGCUGCAUUCAUUUGGCUGCCCAGUUUGGACAUACUUCGAUUGUUGCUUACCUGAUAGCAAAGGGACAGGAUGUAGAUAUGAUGGAUCAAAAUGGAAUGACACCGCUAAUGUGGGCAGCUUACAGAACACAUAGUGUGGAUCCAACCCGAUUACUACUUACAUUCAACGUUUCUGUUAAUCUUGGAGACAAGUAUCAUAAAAACACGGCAUUGCACUGGGCUGUGCUAGCAGGAAAUACUACAGUCAUUAGUCUUCUUUUAGAAGCUGGAGCUAAUGUAGAUGCUCAGAACAUUAAGGGAGAAUCACCACUUGAUCUAGCAAAACAGAGGAAAAAUGUUUGGAUGAUCAACCACUUACAGGAAGCAAGACAGGCAAAGGGAUACGACAGUCCAUCCUUUCUCCGAAAGCUGAAAGCCGAUAAGGAAUUUCGUCAGAAGGUGAUGCUGGGAACCCCUUUCCUGGUUAUUUGGCUGGUUGGGUUUAUAGCAGACCUAGACAUUGAUUCUUGGCUCAUUAAAGGGCUGAUGUAUGGUGGAGUUUGGGCUAUGGUGCAGUUUCUUUCAAAGUCAUUCUUUGAUCAUUCCAUGCACAGUGCAUUGCCUCUUGGAAUAUACUUGGCAACAAAAUUCUGGAUGUACGUGACGUGGUUCUUCUGGUUCUGGAACGAUCUCAAUUUUUUCUUCAUACACCUUCCAUUCCUCGCUAAUAGCGUUGCACUUUUCUACAAUUUUGGAAAAUCCUGGAAAUCGGAUCCAGGGAUCAUCAAAGCCACAGAAGAACAAAAGAAAAAGACUAUAGUAGAACUUGCAGAGACAGGAAGCCUGGACCUCAGUAUAUUCUGCAGUACCUGUUUGAUACGGAAGCCAGUGAGGUCUAAACACUGUGGUGUGUGCAAUCGAUGUAUAGCAAAGUUUGAUCAUCACUGCCCGUGGGUGGGGAACUGUGUAGGUGAGUAACUUGCUGAA